Messenger RNA from Actinia tenebrosa (Australian red waratah sea anemone), 2196 nucleotides. RefSeq lists its product as uncharacterized. The record is from RefSeq and is a predicted model, not a curated record. Lineage: Eukaryota; Metazoa; Cnidaria; Anthozoa; Actiniaria; Actiniidae.
AUUUAUUACGGUAUUGUCAGCAGUGGAAAUAGCUUUACGAUCCUCUAGCUUCGCCGUCAAGAAUCGGUUUAAAAGAAAAUCGUGAGGCGACUGAGAAAGUGUUAAGUUUUGCUUCGCUUGGCUAAGUUCCGUGGAACAACGGAAGCUUUUCAAGCGCAAAACAGUAGCUUUAUUAGUCCGAUGCGAAAGUAAAACGAGCCAUAUCGUACGUGAUCGUGACGGCAGAAUAUAUUUGAGCAUAAGCAAACACAUGAUGGAAAACAGCAUUGUAUUUAUCAUUGGGUUAAUUCUGAAUGUCCUUGUUCUUUGCUACUGCUGUAUAAAAUGGAAGACUAUUGGUAACAUCAAGUUCCUCGUCGCUACCCAAGCUAUCCUUUCAUCUUUAACAAUAUCUGCGAAUCCUGGACUUAUGGCCGAGAAUAUCGACUGGCAUCCUAAAGGAGACUUUAUAUGUUAUAAGUUGCCAAGUCUUGUGAUCCAUUUUCUCUGUGUUGCUAUUUUGAACUUAGCAUGUUUGAGCUGCAUCAGUUAUGCCCAAAUCACCGACACUUGGCAAGUUCGUCGUUCGUCCGCCAUAUUGAUUUUCUUGGCCGUGGUUAGUGUUUCGACGAUAUUGUCGUCUCCCAUCUUCUACAGUAUCAACAAAGGAUGGUCAAUCCUUCGCUACGACGGUUGCAUAUCGAAAAUUUCCGAUGCAGAAGUCGCAAAUAAAGUCCAUAUUAAUGUAGUCCGUUAUGCGUUCUGGUUUCUCAUACUGCAAUAUAUCAUUCCUGCCUUUAUCAUCGCGAGUCGCGUUGUCCUCAUACUCAUUCAUUUAUGGCAAGAAGAAUCGAAGACAGAUAUCUCACCAAGGCCCAAGAAUCAAGUUGUCAUCCGAUUUGCAGUCCAUGCCAUUUUCGCUAUCUUAUUUUUGGUCGUCAUAGUUCUCUUUUCGAUUCACCUUGGUGGCUUGGAGAGCGACAAAGCCCUAGCUUUCCUGAACGUUAUUUUCCACAAAUUUGUUUUGUUUUUUGUAGUUGUGUUGUGCUGCCCUUGGUACCUGAUAGAAAUGAUACGCUCACAGUGUGAAAACGACGAAAGUUCUUGCCCAGUGGAAUAUACCAAGCAAGAAAACGAAUUAAACAUCUAAGAUCUAGAAAACGCUUGAUGAUCAACAAUCCUUUAUGGACUGUUGGAGGCGCUCAAGUGUCGACAUGAUUUUUUCCUAAUUCAAGAAAAAACUGAAUCGCUCUCAAUCGUUACGCAGAUAUUUAUUAAGUUAUCUGCCGGACUAAAAUGAAGGAAACGGGCAGGCUUCGAAGGCUUUGUCCUCUGAAAAUACAAACAAUCUAGCUUUUCGUCUAACUUGUUCUUUAUCUAGCACGUUUGAUUAAGGAUAUUCGGGAUUUUUGUCUUCCUAAUCGACAAUAUAUAGUUUCAGUUUAUCAGCUUUCCAUAAUGUUUUUCUUGUUUUUCUUUUUUUAUUAUCAAGCUUUUUUUUUGUCCUCUGAAAAUCGUACAAACAACCUAGCUUUUCGUCUAUCUGACUCGACGCUUCGCUUGAUUAAGGAUAUUGUCUUCCUAAUCAACAACAUAAUUUAUCAUCUUUCACUAAAGUUUUCUUUUAUAAUCAAGCUUUUGACCUUUACAAAGUUAAAAUCACAACAUUAUUGAUUUCUACUUUCUCUUUAACUAACUUCAUGUACAUAAUCACAAUCUCAUAAAGUUAUAAGAUGGUGGUUACUAACCAUAUUUUCAUUCUGACGAUUUAUCUAAAGCUCGCGAGAUAUAUUCAAACUUCCUACCAUAUAUAACAGCAAAAAAAAGUUUGUUCGAAGUUCAAUAUAGUUUGUGUACACCCUUAUUAUGUCAUACAAUUAUAUGAUACAGCUUAUUGCAAGAGCGUUGUAAUAUAAAAAUAAACAUUUUACAAUAACAGAGCAUAUUCUCGCAAUCUGAUUGUAUUCAAUAUUAGAAAAUGCUGAAACUAAUAAAAAUAUGUAGAUAGCUCAAGGAACAUUUACUGCCCUGCUYAUACGUUUUUAUAUGACAACGUUCCUGCAUUGGUUUAUAGAGUGAAGGCAUUUAACCCGUGAAACAAAAAAAAAUACUAGUGAACAUGUAAUAGUCAAAUAGACACAAAAGAAAACCGAAUGGGAUUAAGGUCAUUUCACAUAAACAAAACAAAAUGGAUUAAAAUAAAUUGAAAUGACGGUA